Molecule: messenger RNA, 1740 nt
Organism: Cyclocybe aegerita
Lineage: Eukaryota; Fungi; Basidiomycota; Agaricomycetes; Agaricales; Hemipholiotaceae
Source: the annotation of a GenBank genome assembly
AUGUCUGUCGAGCCUGUAUCGGAGCAUGCUCCAGUCGGCAACUUCUACCGAAGUCGGGCAAAGGAAUAUAUUGAACUUCAUGACCAAGUCGAGACCAGCGUUUCAUUGCUGGACAAUCUCGAGUCCUUCCUGUCCACCUUUCAGAAGGAUCUGGCAGCCGUUGCCGGGCAAAUUUCGGAAUUGCAAGAUAGAAGCAAGGACAUCGACAAUAGACUGAAGAGCAGGAAGAAAAUCGAGAGACGCUUGUCGGGCCUUCUCUCAGAUAUCACUAUCCCCCCUUCCCUUGCGACAACCAUUCUCGAUACGAAUGUUGGAGAACCAUGGCUCGAUGCCAUCGCUGAUUUCGAAAGGCGCUUGAACACCACGAAGACUCGCACAAGGGUCAAGGCUGCUCGCGACAUUGCGGAGGUCAUGGAAGCCUUGAGGAUUGUGGCGGCUACGAAACUUCGCGCAUUCUUCCUAGCCCUGUUCCAGCCCAUCCGGAGCAGUGUCACGACGAAUAUGCAAGUUAUACAGACAUCCGUGCUGCUCAAAUAUAACCCUCUAUUCGCAUUUCUCCAACGACAGGCGACAAACGUUGCCAACGAACUCCAACGUGCCUAUGUUGGCGCUGCCCGUGUCUAUUAUGAGACUGGAUUUCGGAGAUAUGCCCGGAGUCUCGGUGUAGUAAAGGCACGGACGGUAGAGAAGUUUGAAUCUAUAGUACAUACGCAUUCAAGUCCUAAUAUAAAUCUGGAACGACUCCAACACAACGAAAUCGAUGGUCCACCUGUGACUCUCGCAUAUAUGGCAGACGAUAAAACGCAUAAAUCCCCCGUUGAAGCUCUUCUGCGAUCACUUCUGUUGGUCUUCUUGGACAAUGCAACGGCAGAAUAUGCUUUCGUAUCAACUUUCUUUGCCUCACAGAUGCCGCUUCCUCCUCCAGAGCCGUACACGGCAGCACCUCAGACAGCCAUGUCUAUUCUAUCCCCCGAUGGCGUCUCGUACACAGAGUCACAGUCGCCUUCGGCCUCUGAUUUUGGAUCGCAACGCCCAAUGUCAAGCACGACGCCAGGGCUUGGUGGUUUCAUGUCAUUCGUUGCCAAAUCGAAAGAGGAGCAGGCAAAAAUAGAUACCAUCUGGAAGCAAGUAAUGGACCCUGUAUUGGAGUACUGUCAAAUUUUUGUGCGCUCAAUAUUGGACCCCACCCCACCAAUUAUCCCUCUGCUCACGAUGAUCAGGUUGGCAGAACACGUGGUAGCAGAAAUCCAGAAGAGGCAUUGUCCCCCUGCGGAGACAUACGUAUUUACCCUGACUUUGCAAAUGUGGCCCGUCUUCCAGAAAGGAAUGACAGAGAAUAUUAAUGAGCUCAAAAAGCUUGCAGAGGGUGUCAGUUCUGGUUAUUUGAGCCGGUCUUCGACCACCACCGACGCAGCUGUUGAAAGCAUAUGCGCACAAUACGUUGUUUUCUUCAAUUCAUUCGUCUUUUUGACGGACAACGAAGCCGAGAAUAUGAUUUUCACGAACUUGUCGCGCUUGAGACAAGAGGUGGCAAAGUUGAUCAUCCGCCACACGUCCCAAGGAAAUGACACUCUCGGCAAAGCGAAAGCACAGUCCAAGUUUUACGGCAUCCUGCUCCAGGGAUUGAGUAAGGGAACGCACCACACGGCCCACUUGAAGCUGCAGCAAGAAAUUGCCCAUUGGGCAUACUUGGAAGAGGAAACCAAGAGGAAAAUUGUGUCUGCGGGACAGUCCCGAUGA